AUGGCUGCUGCGGUCUUUUCGAGGCGGUCCCGCAAGGAAGCUUCAACCCCAGUGCAAUGGGAUAAACCAGUCUUGAAGUGCAGAUUUGAGGGACACGAGGACACAAUACCAAGUUUUGUCUUCUUGCACGAUAACGUCCACAUCGUGAGUGGUUCCUGGGAUGGCACGAUGCGGAAGUGGAACUGCGACACCGGACUUCUUGUCGGGGAACCAUGGGAAGGCCAGGGUAAAAGCAUAUAUGCACUGGCACUUUCGCCGGAUGGGAAAGUGAUUGCGUGCGGGAGGGUAGACGGAAGCGUUCAGCAGUGGAACACGGAUGGGGAGAUGAUCGCAGGUGUUUGGGCGGGUGAUGGGAAAGCGGUGCGGUCGCUUUCGUGGUCUCCCAGCGGGGACUAUAUCGCCAGCGGCUCCGACGAUGGAAACAUCCUAAUUCGAAAGGCAGCCAGCGGGAAAGUCAAGGGGGGCCCAAUCAAGACGGAGCAGAGCUAUGUGUGGAGUCUGGCAUAUUCGCCUUCCGGAAACCGAAUUGCAUCAGGCGGGAGCAACAAAACAAUUUGCAUCUGGAGCACGAAGACCGGGGAGCUUGUUGUCGGCCCUAUUCAAGGCCUGGGGAUGGCUGUGACGUCGUUAGUGUGGUCGUCGGACAGCACAAAACUGUAUUCCGCAUCCGAUGAAUUUGCACGUGUUUUUUGCAGCAAAUCAGGCGCACUACUCCAUCAGCUCAAGCACGAUAAUUACCUGUAUUCCGGUGCACUUUCACCCAAAGACAACGUGUUGGCAUGUGUGGGCAACGACGGAGUUGCACAGCUAUGGGAUGCAGGGUCCCAACAGCCACUCAGCCUGCCGUUUCACCAGGAUGAUUGCAAAUGGCUUAACUGCGUGUCAUUCUCUCCAGACGGGAGAUACAUAGCAUAUAGCGGAGACGACAAAAAACUCACUCUCUGGAUUGUCAGACACUGUGACAUAGCUCCUCAGCUUACUGCAGUACCCAUACUUGGACAAGAUCACGGGGAACGUGAAGUUACGCAGCAUGAAAAUCGGCCCGAACCACAGCAGGAAACUCAACCACGGUCCUCAUCGUCCUCUUUCCUUGAUGCUGAUGCUACCGGAGGUGAUGGCAUCAUCAAAGAGGGACACGAUGAUCCAUAUGACAAUUUUUUCAAGUCUUCCCAGUCGUCCUUUCCUGCCUCGAUAUUCGGUCCCCCUCAGCCUCCCAACCCUUCCCCAGCCCGUCACUUUUGGAAUGCCAUCUCUCGAUAUCGCCUGCCGCCCAUUCCAUUGCGAAAUGUUUUCGUUCGUCGCGCUUGCUCAAAUUCACCAACACUAGACCAGAGGGUUCGAGCUGGAGAAGAUGAGGAAGGCGAAAUGGAUGAUGAUGUGAGUGCUGUUUCGAUUACCACACUCUCAUCCCAACACGACAGCCGUCAGCGAUGUUCUGCGAAUGAUCCGCCAGUUGCCAGCAAUGAUGAGCCCAGUGAUACACAGAGCCCAAUGCUCGAUGACUCCCCUCCUCCUGCCAAGCACGACGAUGAAGACGAUCGAAACAUCUGGAACCGGCUAAUACAGGCUCGAUGGAAAGCUCCCACUGACCCCAAUAUGACUCUAGCAGUGAGACGCCCCAAGGUCGUUGAGGUAUACGCUGUGCGGGGUUUCCAGGGAUAUGUCGCACGGACACCGUCACGGAAGACGACAUUACAUGCGGUGACGUGUAGCGCUCCUCUCGCUGCAGCACACGUCAGUAGCUCAUCACGGCCGCUAUCGUCGCACGCUAUGGUCAGCAACGGAGUUCGACAUGUUCAACCCACUGGAGAUCAAUCAUUGCACGUGUCCCCAUCACACUUUGUCACCGACUAUCACGCCACUCGUGACUCCGAUUCACGUUCGAGCAUCGAAGGCUCCUGCAACAGGUUCCUCGACAAAAUAUGUUUUCCAUGUGGGCACUACCAUGAGAAUUCUUGAUGUUGGCUGUGUUUUCAUGCGAGUUGGUUUGCAUCCUUCUUUCAUAUCGAAGAUACAUUGGUCAUUUUACUAGGCGACGGCCGAGAUUGAGAAUACGUGCGGCGUACCAAUCUGUUUGGAUCCAGUGUGCUUAUGAAUACAACCCAAC
Molecule: messenger RNA, 2107 nt
Organism: Suillus clintonianus
Lineage: Eukaryota; Fungi; Basidiomycota; Agaricomycetes; Boletales; Suillaceae
Product: WD40-repeat-containing domain protein
Exons: 4
Coding region: 1-1959 (652 amino acids)
Molecular function (GO): protein binding
Source: RefSeq, a predicted model, not a curated record